Molecule: messenger RNA, 1912 nt
Organism: Perca flavescens (yellow perch)
Lineage: Eukaryota; Metazoa; Chordata; Actinopteri; Perciformes; Percidae
Gene: rbm46
Product: RNA binding motif protein 46
Exons: 10
Coding region: 159-1868 (569 amino acids)
Molecular function (GO): RNA binding
Source: RefSeq, a predicted model, not a curated record
UUUACUUUAGCAUGAAGGUUAUUGCCAGGUAAGGUUUUUCGUUUCUUGAAUCAAGUUUUCAUUGAAGUACGUGACAUUACCGGACAUUAUCUAUGAACUUCGGCCGGUUGAGGUUUAAAUUCUGUUCAGAAGAAGAAAACGUUUCAUUGUGAGAAGAAAUGGCGGCAGACAGACACGACUGCGGCAGAGACUCGGACGGAUCCAUGGACGGAGGAGACUCGGGUAAAGUCAGCCCGCUGGGCGGCGAGGACGACUUCAAGGUGUCCUGCGCCAAAGAGAUGGCUCUGCUCGCCCUGAUGGAGAAGACGGGCUACAACAUGAUGCAGGAGAACGGACAGAGGAAGUACGGGGGGCCACCACCAGGUUGGGAGGGCCCGGCGCCCCCCCGGGGCUGCGAGGUGUUCGUGGGGAAGAUUCCCAGAGACAUGUACGAGGACGAGCUGGUGCCGCUGUUUGAGAGAGCCGGCCGCAUCUACGAGUUCAGGCUGAUGAUGGAGUUCAGCGGAGAGAACCGCGGCUACGCCUUCGUCAUGUACACCAACAGGGAGGCGGCGCAGAGAGCCAUUCAGAUGUUGGACAACUACGAGAUCCGCCCGGGGAAGUUCAUCGGCGUGUGCGUGAGCCUGGACAACUGCCGCCUCUUCAUCGGCUCCAUCCCCAAAGACAAGAGGAAGGACGAGAUCAUGGACGAGAUGACCAAGGUGACAGACGGGGUGGUAGAUGUCAUCGUGUAUCCCAGCUCCACCGAUAAGAGCAGGAACCGAGGCUUCGCCUUCGUCGAGUACGAAUCCCACAAGGCUGCAGCCAUGGCCCGGAGGAGACUAAUACCUGGAACCUUCCAGCUGUGGGGUCACUCUAUCCAGGUGGACUGGGCCGAGCCGGAGAAAGACGUGGACGAGGAGGUCAUGCAGCGCGUCAGAGUCCUUUACGUGCGUAACCUGAUGCUGAGCACCAGCGAGGAAACGCUGCGCCAGGAGUUCUCGCGCUUCAAACCGGGCUCGGUGGAGCGCGUCAAGAAGCUCACGGACUACGCCUUCGUCCACUACCGUUGCCGCGACGACGCCGUAACGGCGCUCAGCCUGAUGAACGGCGCGCAGAUCGACGGUGCCGCCCUGGAGGUGACGCUCGCCAAGCCGGCCGGGGUCAAAGAGGGCAGCGUGGCCGGGAGGCGGUACAACAGCCGGGGUUACCUAGGAAACAACAACAACAGCAGCAGCCACCAGGCCGUCGCUGGAGGGAACGGAGGAGGAGGAGGAGGAGGAGGAGGAGGAGGAGGAGGGAACGGGACGUUUCUCCUACACAGAAACGAUGGCGGGAUGAUGGCCGGAGACAUCUACUCCCCGAUGAGGACGCGCCUCGGAAGCCCCUUCUACACCGGAGCAGAGGACCCAGACCGGUGUGUGUUCCCGCUGUUUCCCGGGACGCCCCUGUCCCCGACCAGCCUGCUGUCUCUGAAGCAGAGCCAGAUCGCCUCGGCCGGCAGCCUGCUGGACUUCUACUGCCGCAAGAACUACUGGUCGCCCCCCGAGUACCACCUGUACUCCACGCCGGGCCAGGACGGGAAGCUGCUGCUCCUCUACAAGGUGGUGAUCCCGUCGACACGAAGCACCUACAUCCCAGACAAGCUGUGUGUGCUGCUGGACGACGCCAAAGAGCUCGCUGCACAGACCACCCUCUGGAACCUGGACUCCUCCUUCCUGAGCGCUGCUACCUGUGAUUCUCCGAGCAGUUCCUCUCCACCUCUCGCCAUCCCUCCCUCCUCCUCCUCCACCAGUCCCGGGCUGCUGACGUGCGGCGGCCGAACCUUCGCCUCCUGCAAAAACAAAGACCGGCGCUGUUUACAUUUGACAGUAAAAAGGGACAAAUGAAUGAAACUGAUACAAGAUGGCUUCUCUGGACCGUCUGUUAAAUG